This is a messenger RNA of Hyalella azteca, 797 nucleotides long. RefSeq names its product plasma membrane calcium-transporting ATPase 2-like. Lineage: Eukaryota; Metazoa; Arthropoda; Malacostraca; Amphipoda; Hyalellidae. The transcript is spliced from 4 exons. Gene Ontology annotation, molecular function: P-type calcium transporter activity. Gene Ontology annotation, cellular component: intracellular membrane-bounded organelle. Gene Ontology annotation, biological process: regulation of cytosolic calcium ion concentration. The record is from RefSeq and is a predicted model, not a curated record. Bases 49 to 681 code for a protein of 210 amino acids.
UUCUACACAUUGUUGCAGAUUCCACAAUUAUUGUGGGUUAAUUUCGUCAUGAGUACACUGGCCGCCAUUGCCCUGGUCACGGAACAACCCAACAUGGAUGUUAUGUUGCGUAAACCUGAUGGUCGCUGGAAGGCUCUCAUUUCAAGGACUAUGAUGAAAAACAUCUUGGGUCAAGCUCUUUUCAUGAUCUCCGUACUUCUCAUACUGCUAUUUUACGGAGACGGGAUAUUCUGCAUGGAUACAUGUGCUGACCCUGAUGACAUCAAUGCUUCCCGCGUUCAUUUCACGGCCAUUUUCAAUACGUUCGUCUUGAUGAAUCUUUUCAACGAACUCAACGCUCGCAUGACAAACGGCCUGCGAAAUAUGUUCAGUUGUAUCUUGCCGCAACUCAUCUUCCCAUUUAUUUGGAUCUGCACUCUAACUAUUCAAAUCCUCAUCCUACAAUUCGGCGGCUCUGUGUUCUCGACGACGCCCUUGUCUGCGAAGUUGUGGUUUUAUUGCAUCCUGUUGGGGGCGGCAGCUUACAUUUGGGGGCAGCUCAUCUCCUUCAUCUCGAUGCCCAAGAAUAUCUGCAAGUUUGGACGCAGAGACCGCGCAGCCGCUGAUCUAUGCGACAACGAGAAAGUGAAUUUCGAAGAGAUGGAAAACGAAAGCGAGGGCAAAACUCUUAGACUUUUGUGACUGGCUACUUUACUUCUAUCCAAAACUCCUUCAUAAGCUAUAAAAUUAUCUUUAAAUUAUUCACUAUGCCAUCUGCUCUGAAUAUUAUUCUAGGGGUUCACGUGUCGUGCUGUUUA